AACCGGAAGUGCCGUUGUUUCGCACUGCGGCUGUCUUCACGGAUGUUGCGUCACGAGUCCAGCCGAGGCGAGCGGAGCCAGGCCAAAGUACCCGGACCAGAUGGACCGCUUCCUAGCCUGAGACCCUGGACCGUGACCAGGACUAAAGACCCGAACUAGAUCCUGGAUCAGAGACCUCGAUCCAACCCGGAAACCAAGCCCGAGUCUCCGGACAUUUGACCGGUCCGCUCCUCCAAAAUGGCCGACGCCGAGGUCUCCUUGUCCCCGGCACUGCGGCCGCUCCACCUUAGCCCCUCCCACUCGGCCCCACCCCCUCCUCCUGCCUCCUCCUCCUCCCCCACUACCUUCUCCUGCCCAUCCUCCCCCUCCAGCGCCUCUUCUUCCUCCUCCUCUUCCUCCUCUUCCUCUUGUUCCGAGAGCUCCUCUGAUUGCCCCGUCCAUCACCAUCACCACCACCAUCACCUCCGCCCCCAGCUCCAGCUGCCCCCGCCCCCCCACAGCGAGCAGCCGUCCUCCCCCAGCGCGAGCCCCCGCAGCUCCAGCCCCAGCGGCAGCAUCGGCAGCACCGGCAGCCUCGGCAGCAGCGCCAGCGAGGGCAUCGGAAGCAGCGGCAUGUCGAGCGGCGCCGACGCCCGAGGCCCCAGCCCCCCGCUGGACAUCAUCUCGGAGGACGCCAUGGAGAUGGACCUGGGGGUCGACCAAGUGAUCGACCCAGAAGUGGCUCUGAAGGCUUGCCAGGAAGUUCUUCUCAAGGUCAAGCUGCAGAACAGGGAAGUGCCGGAACAGCAACCAGUUGACAACAAGCAACAACAACAACACUUCACAGAGUCAACGGAGGGCUCCACACUACAGUGGCAUGUCAGCCCGGACACCAGCUCCAUCAAAGAGGAAGAUGAGGAGGAGGAAGAGGGGAGAUCUGGGGUGGCCGGAGCAAAACAAGGCGGUACAUCCCAGCGAGACGCACCUCCUUCAGCCCGACCGGAGUCUUCUUCGCUGCUGUCGGCGGCAUCGGCAUCGAAGCAGUCGUGGCUGCUGCGCCUGUUCGAGUCCAAGCUGUUUGACGUUUCCAUGGCGAUCUCCUACCUGUACAAGUCAAAGGAGCCGGGGGUACAGGCCUACAUUGGGAACCGCCUCUUCAGCUUCCCCGACAGCGAGGUGGACUUCUACCUGCCGCAGCUGCUCAACAUGUACGUGCACAUGGACACCGAGGUGGGCGAUGCCAUCAGACCAUACCUGAUCUACCGCUGCACAGGAGGCAUCACCUUCUCCCUGCUGACGGCCUGGCUGUUGGGAGCUUACUCCUCCGACAUGCACAUCUCCACCCAGCGUCACUCCCGAGGCACCAAACUCCGAAAACUCAUCCUGUCCGACGAGCUCAAACCUGCGGCUCCUCCGCCGGACGCUCACAGAGCCGCUUCCGCCUCGCCGUCCCACCACCGCUGCCACCGGAGGCACAACAGCAGCAAUGCGGAGUCCGCCUCCUCCUUCUCUCCGGGCGACCCCACCCCCGACAGCCCCACCCCGGGGGAGGGGUUUGUUUCCCCGUCCAGGAGGACCCACCAGAGAUCCAAGUCGGACGCCACCACGGCCGGCAGCGGGCCUGGAUCCGGCCUCCGACGGACAGGAAGUAACCCAAAAGGGGAAGCUGUCCACGAGGAGCCGGAGCGCCUGCGUCCUCAGAGGGAGCUGGUGAAGUCGCUGCUCGGCAUCGGGAAGCGUUUGGCGACGCUGCCGACCAAAGAGCAGAAGACCCAUCGGCUGAUCUCAGAGCUGUCGAUGCUCAACCACAAGCUGCCGGCCCGAGUCUGGCUGCCCACCGCCGAGCGGCAGCACCACGUCUGCCGGAUCCCCAACACUCAGGCCGUGGUGCUCAACUCCAAAGACAAGGCUCCGUACCUCAUCUACGUGGAGGUGUUGGAGUGCGAGAGCUUCGAGACGUCUCCGGUUCCCGUCCGGAUCCCGGAGACGAGGAUCCGCUCGGCUCGGUCCGCGGAGAACCUGGACUGUGGCGUCGCUGCGGCUAACGCUAACUGUGGCGGCGUGAUGACAUCGGAGCACCGAGCGGGAAGUUUCUCCACCGUCCCGAACUACGACAACGACGACGAGGCGUGGGCCACCGACGACAUCGGACAGCUGCAGGUGGAGGUGGAAGCUAAGACCAGCAGUUCUGAUAACAUCAGUCAGUUUUCAGUCGACAGCAUCACAAGUCUGGAGAGCAAAGAGCCGAUUUUCAUUGCCGCUGGAGACAUCAGACGUCGCCUGUCGGAGAACCUCGCUCACACGCCGACGACGUUCAGGAGAGACCCCGAGGACCCGUCGGCCGUCGCCCUCAAGGAACCCUGGCAGGAGAAAGUCAGGAGGAUCAGAGAAGGUUCUCCGUACGGUCACCUGCUGAACUGGAGGCUGCUGUCUGUCAUCGUGAAGUGUGGAGACGACCUGAGACAAGAGCUGCUGGCCUAUCAGGUCCUCCGGCAGCUGCAGUCCAUCUGGCAGCAGGAGAGAGUUCCUCUGUGGAUCAAACCCUACAAGAUCCUGGUGAUGUCACUGGACAGCGGCAUGAUCGAGCCCGUGCUGAACGCCGUCUCCCUGCACCAGGUGCGUAAACAGAGCCAGCUGUCGCUGCUCGACUACUUCCUGCAGGAACACGGCAGCUUCACCACUGAAGCGUUUCUCACCGCGCAGAGAAACUUUGUCCAGAGCUGCGCCGGCUACAGUCUCAUCUGUUACCUGCUGCAGGUCAAAGACAGACAUAACGGGAACAUCCUGCUGGACUCUGAAGGUCACAUCAUCCACAUCGACUUCGGCUUCAUCCUCUCCAGCUCUCCUCGGAACCUCGGCUUCGAGACGUCGGCCUUCAAGCUCACUGCAGAGUUUGUUGAUGUGAUGGGCGGUCUGGACGGCGACAUGUUUAUCUACUACAAGAUGUUGAUGCUUCAGGGUCUCAUCGCCGCCAGGAAGCACAUGGAGAAGGUUCUGCAGAUAGUGGAGAUCAUGCAGCAAGGUUCCCACCUCCCCUGCUUCCACGGUUCGAGCACUAUCCGCGGACUGAAGGAGCGGUUCCACAUGAGCCUGACGGAGGAGCAGCUGCAGCUGCUGGUGGAGCAGCUGGUGGACGGGUCCAUGCGCUCCAUCACAACCAAACUCUACGACUCCUUCCAGUACGUCACCAACGGCAUCAUGUGACCCCCGGCAUCAUACCGCCGGCAUCAUGUGACCCCCGGCAUCAUACCGCCGGCAUCGUGUGACCCCCCGGCAUCGUGUGACCGCCGGCAUCAUGUGACCCCCGGCAUCGUGUGACCCCCGGCAUCAUACUGCCGGCAUCGUGUGACCGCCGGCAUCAUGUGACCCCCGGCAUCAUCAUGUGACCCCCGGAAUCAUCAUGUGACCCCCGGAAUCAUGUGACCCCCGGCAUCAUCAUGUGACCCCCGGCAUCAUACUGCCGGCAUCAUGUGACCCCCGGCAUCAUCAUGUGACCCUCGGAAUCAUGUGACCCCCGGCAUCAUACUGCCGGCAUCAUGUGACCCCCGGCAUCAUCAUGUGACCGCCGGUGUUUAAACUUUCACCGGCUGCUUUUCUUUGGAUUCAGCAAACAAGAUUUACUGGAUCAGAUUUCGUUUUGAACUCCACGAUCAGCUGAUUCGAUUUCAGUGAUCUCUGAUUUUGUUGUGUGACGUUCAUGGGCAGCUGGGAAAGUACAGCGUCUGGGACUUUUCCAGGUCAUGUUUUUUUUCCUGUGAAAAAGAAAAGUAAUACUUGGAAGCACUAAACAGGAAGCGUCGGCCUCCUGGUUCAUCCUGAGACCUGCCUACUGGACUUUAUUCUGAAGGACAGAGAAUAUAAUUAGAUUGUUGAUUACUUCAUUUCUUGAGUUAAAUUUUGUUUGUAUUUCAGCUUUUACUUUUCAAAAGAAUCAACACAAACGGCCAUAAAAACAACAAUAAACUGCUUCUCAGAUCUUAAUAACAUCUAUUCUGUUCUGAGAUGUUUACUGUUAGUGAAACUAAUCAAUAAUCAGUAGUUAUCUUAUUUUAUUUAAUAACAAUUGGGAGUUUAAAUCCUCAGAAAAGCAUCUUUACCACAAAACCUACAUAUUAAAUUUGACCUGCAGAUGAUCUCUAUGUAGUAUAUAGUAUUUACUAGAUUCUAUAUAGGGUUAACCCUGACCUUAUAUUCUAUAGUAUCGUAUAUACAACAUACUAGCUACUCAUCUCCAGCCUAAAUCAAGUAUUUUUUGUGUACUUGAAAUCACACUUUAGAUUAAAAACUCCUGUUCGAGGAUUUAAGAGCGUUCGUAAACUUUGGAUACAAGUUCAGUUACAAACGUGAGGGAAAAGAGCAAAAGCUAGUUAGCACAUUUAUUAAAACUAACAGCUCUUUUUAACUGAAAGUGUAAUGCUACCUACGAGCUAACCAGCAAGCUAACUUGUGCUAAUUGCAGUCUACAACAGCAAAGAUAAAAUAUAUUAUUCUAACAUCACUUGUUAGCCAUUAGCUUGACAAAAACUCUAAUGUAAAGUAUUUUCUUCUGUUUUAUAAGUUAGUAGAAGAGCUAACAAGCUUAUUAGUUAACAAGCUAACUAGUGACAAACCUGAACACAGUCACAAGCUAGUUAGCUAAAUACAAAUUACAGUUAUACUAUUUACAGUUUUAUCUUAUUUCAACCAUAAUUUCAGAUUUGACGUAUGUUUAUUUAUAUUUUCCGCGGACAAAAGAAACGACCGGUUAGCGAUCACGUAGCUGUUAGCACCCUGGAGGAAAUGAGCCUUUUAUAAAACUAAACCAUGUAAACUGUAACGAUUUCAUUAAAGUUUGUCACUGGGAUGAAGCCAGUAGUUUCUUCAUGAACGUCUGUGCAGUUGUUUUUGUUUUGAGCACAAAGAAGCACAGAACUGUUAUUGUGUUAGCAUGCUACCCGUUAGCCUGCUGACUAAAGUUUACCAGGAAGUCUUUCUGGUUAUUUUUGUUUGUGAAUAUGUAUAAAUGAGUUGGUUCUCUUAUCAAUGCAAUCGGAGGGACGAGUUUUACACUUUUAAUGUUUUCCUCCAGAUGAGAAUUGUGUUCAAUAAAAAGGGGCGGAGCCUGUUGACUGGAGGAGAA
This is a messenger RNA of Cyclopterus lumpus (lumpfish), 5098 nucleotides long. Its product is annotated as phosphatidylinositol 4-kinase beta-like. Gene Ontology annotation, cellular component: membrane; cytoplasm. Gene Ontology annotation, molecular function: 1-phosphatidylinositol 4-kinase activity. Gene Ontology annotation, biological process: phosphatidylinositol phosphate biosynthetic process; phosphatidylinositol-mediated signaling. Bases 238 to 3183 code for a protein of 981 amino acids. NCBI's taxonomy places the organism in Eukaryota, Metazoa, Chordata, Actinopteri, Perciformes, Cyclopteridae. The record is from RefSeq and is a predicted model, not a curated record. The transcript is spliced from 14 exons.